CCGCCACUCGCGCAUCUCCAAUUUUCCACCUUCAGGGAUCGUUUGGAUUACCAGCCCGGAGAUCUCGACACCAUGCGGGACAAGAUCAAAGAUGCCCUCAUUGAGGAAGCCGCCCAUGACCGGGCCGUCGCCAAAGCGAUUGUCCUGUCCGGGACGUACUUGUAUCCCCUGAAGGGCAUCAUCUACACCGCCAACCACCGCACCCUGUGGCAACCCUUCCUCGCCCGAUCCGGAAAAAUCAUCAGUCUCGGCCUCGGCGUCACCUCCACCAUGUUCUUCUUCACCUACGCCCCCCAAGCCGCCUUCAUGACCAUCACCAACGGCGCCAUGGCCCCCAUCUCCGCUGCCCUCCUCGUCCUCAGCGAAAGCUCCACCAUCACCACCUUCCUCGCCCGCUCCUUCCUCCUCCCCGACGCCAUCACCGAUACCUUUGACGCCGCGCUCCUCGAAGAAGGCCAGGACGCGCUCGUCGCCCAGGGCCGAUCCCUCUCCCCCACCUCCGCGACGGAUGCGAUCGCCCGGCUGGGAAAGACUGUCUCCGACCCUCCGGCAACCUUCACCCCGCAUAUGUUGCUUCGCUCGUUUCUCUUCCUGCCGUUGAAUCUGGUUCCGGUCGUGGGCACAUUCAUGUAUGUGUAUGCGCAGGGAAAGACGUAUGGGCCGGCGGUCCAUGAGAGGUAUUUUCGGUUGAAGGGGUGGGGGAGGAAGGAGAGGGAGAAGUGGGUGGUUAGGUUGAGGGGGGCGUAUACGGGUUUCGGAAUGGCUGCUUUCGCGCUUGAAAUGAUCCCCUUUGCGUCGAUUGCGUUUGCGUUCACGAAUACGGUGGGCGCGGCGCUGUGGUCGGCGGAUUUGGAGAGGAUUAUGCAGUAGAUUCUAUGGUAGGUUUGGGGAUCCGUAGCACACACAUGUCUGACCUUUUUGCCAGUUGGUUGUGUAUAGCAUGGUAUGGUUGGUUUUCAAUUCGGAAAUACUUACAUGUAUGUAUUAGUAGUAGAAAUAGAGAUAGAGAUAGUACUAAAAUCG
Molecule: messenger RNA, 1023 nt
Organism: Aspergillus ibericus CBS 121593
Lineage: Eukaryota; Fungi; Ascomycota; Eurotiomycetes; Eurotiales; Aspergillaceae
Product: EI24 domain-containing protein
Exons: 3
Coding region: 73-870 (265 amino acids)
Cellular component (GO): lipid droplet; ascospore wall; prospore membrane
Source: RefSeq, a predicted model, not a curated record